Tribolium madens (black flour beetle) is the source of this 625-nucleotide messenger RNA. RefSeq names its product BET1 homolog (gene Bet1). Gene Ontology annotation, molecular function: SNAP receptor activity. The record is from RefSeq and is a predicted model, not a curated record. The transcript has a single exon. Gene Ontology annotation, cellular component: Golgi trans cisterna; SNARE complex. Gene Ontology annotation, biological process: endoplasmic reticulum to Golgi vesicle-mediated transport; vesicle fusion with Golgi apparatus. Lineage: Eukaryota; Metazoa; Arthropoda; Insecta; Coleoptera; Tenebrionidae. The coding region runs from base 203 to 535 and encodes 110 amino acids.
CCCCAGCUUUGACGUUAGUGAGGUGACGUCAAAUUAGUUGUCAAAAAUCAAAAAUGCUGAACACGUCAACUUGUUAACAUUGUUUAGAAAAACAUUGCAAAAUUGUAAUUUAAAGUGAGUCAGCGGGUGCAAACCCGAAGUGAAAAUCCCGUGUGUUUUAUAGUUGAAGUUUGUCGUAACCUCAAAGCUGGAAUCGUUCAAAAUGAGAAGGGCCCAUGCUGGAAAUUACUAUGAGCCUCUGCCCCAGAGUUCUAAUGAAGUCGAAGAGGAAAAUGAUCGAAUGGCCAAUGAAUUAAGGGACAAAGUUGGUGCGCUGAAGUCAUUGUCGAUAGAUAUAGGGAAUGAGCUCAAGUAUCAGGACAAAUUGUUGCGAGACGUGGAUGAUGAUAUGGACAGGACUAGGGGGUUUCUGGGGAAUACCAUGAAUAGGGUCUUGAGGCUGUCAAAGGGCUCUCAUAAUUACUACAUCGUGUAUUUGUUUUUCUUCUCAUUGUUUGUGUUCUUUGUGUUGUAUAUUGUAUUAAAGUUUAGAUGAUUUUGUUGUUAUUUAUUCUCAUUUGUAUAUAAGAAGUGUUUUAUGGCUUUUGUAUUAUAGGGUUUAAAAAUAAAGUCUGAUUAUUUGCAA